This is a messenger RNA of Cryptomeria japonica (Japanese cedar), 627 nucleotides long. RefSeq lists its product as uncharacterized. The record is from RefSeq and is a predicted model, not a curated record. Bases 1 to 627 code for a protein of 208 amino acids. NCBI's taxonomy places the organism in Eukaryota, Viridiplantae, Streptophyta, Pinopsida, Cupressales, Cupressaceae. The transcript has a single exon.
AUGGCUAAAGAUUUUUUCUCCUUUGCCUUCUCUUGUGAAGAAGACUUGUCUGAUGUUCUUUGUGGAGGCCCUUGGGUUAUUGGGGAGACUUUGUUGCCUUUGAAGCGUUGGUCCCCUAAUCUGGAUCUGAAUGAUGGUAUUUUGGGUUUUGCCCCUGUUUGGGUUAGAUUGUCCGAUUUUCCCUUGGAGUUUUGGCAUGAGGAUGUAUUUAAGGGUUUGGCUAGCUCGUUUGGGGAACUUCUUUCUAUUGACUCAAUGAUGGCAGCUAGGAAAAGAAUGGUUUAUGUGCGGAUCUGUGUUUGUGUUAAUCAAAAUACUGAUCUCUCAUCCUCUGUGGAUAUCAUUUCUAGGUUGGGGAAAUGGACCCAGCCAACUGAGUUUGAGACUAUGCCUUCUGUUUGUUUUAAAUAUAAAAUAACUGGGCAUUGGGCUAAAAAAUAUCCUCUACAGAUUAAUAAAAUUGUUGGCCCCCGUAAAGCGAAUUCUGGAUACAACAAUGGUCUGCAUAAGCAGACUUGGAGAGAAAAAAUGUCAACGGUGGCUCAAAAUGAAGAUGGUAGUAUUGAGAUGGUCAAGAAUAUUGGGAACCUGAAGGAACCUACUUCUUCUAGUCUGGUUCAAUUAUAG